AUGGCAUCCUCGUCCAAUUCUUCGUGCGACACAUGCAAGUUUCUUCCACGGAAGUGCAUACAAGAAUACAUGUUUGUGGACCAGCUGACAAAGUUUGCGAAUGUUCACAAGGUUUUCACUGCAAGCAACGUUGCUAAGAUCCUCAAUGAGCUGAACCUGACGCAAAGAGAAGAUGUAGUGAACUCACCAGCCUACAAGGCAAAUGCGAGGCUUCACGACCUCGUUUAUGGCUGUGUUGGUUUAAUAUCAAUCCCACAACAAAGGCUGAGACAGAUCCUUGUUUAUGCAAUUGAAGGCUUCGUUCUUGGUGUAGGGAUCCACAGCCACACAAAUGUGCUGCUCGGCGAUGAGAUUAGCAUCGAAAGCAUCCAUGAAACUAUUCCAACCGGCUCGAGUUCCUAA
This is a messenger RNA of Macadamia integrifolia, 402 nucleotides long. Its product is annotated as protein ASYMMETRIC LEAVES 2-like. NCBI's taxonomy places the organism in Eukaryota, Viridiplantae, Streptophyta, Magnoliopsida, Proteales, Proteaceae. The record is from RefSeq and is a predicted model, not a curated record. The coding region runs from base 1 to 402 and encodes 133 amino acids. The transcript is spliced from 2 exons.